Messenger RNA from Boleophthalmus pectinirostris (great blue-spotted mudskipper), 3678 nucleotides. RefSeq names its product Rho guanine nucleotide exchange factor (GEF) 3 (gene arhgef3). Gene Ontology annotation, biological process: positive regulation of Rho protein signal transduction; intracellular signal transduction. The coding region runs from base 112 to 2004 and encodes 630 amino acids. The transcript has 12 exons. Gene Ontology annotation, molecular function: guanyl-nucleotide exchange factor activity. Lineage: Eukaryota; Metazoa; Chordata; Actinopteri; Gobiiformes; Gobiidae. The record is from RefSeq and is a predicted model, not a curated record.
ACAAUCUCUGCUGCUGUGUCUUUUGGAUCUGAUCAAACCUGCUCCAACUUCAUUCAAAAGAACUUUUAUCUUUGUGUAUUUUCAUGAUUUUGUGGAUUAUUUUCAAAUCAGAUGCAGAAAAAUGACGACUGUCCGAAAAGAUCCAGGUGGAAGCUGCAGAAGAGGCCCUCGCCUUCACUGCAGCCUGAAGCAGCCUCGCCCGUCCGAGGGAAGAAGAGGAAGCAGGAGAGCAGAGAUGUGGACAACCUGAGUCUGUGCAGCCUCGAUCUCAACGAGCCCAGUACGAAGCGCUCUAAACCAGUGUCCAGAGUCACGUCUUUGGUGAAUCUUCUUCCCCCAGUGAAAACAGCUCCACUGAAGAGGAUCGGACUCAGUCUACAGCGCUCCAUCAGUUUACGCACAGACAGUCGAAAUGACCACUCUCCAGUCUCUCCUUCUGCUUCCGCGGUGAAAACUCGAGUCGUCACUGCGACUGUAUCCAGCCCUGGUUCCUCGGCAACCAUCCCUCGCGUCUCCACGGGAACAGCGGCAUCACUGUCAUCAGGGUCCAAACGACGGGACAGCAAACUCUGGAGCGAGACUAUUGAUGUUCGGCUCUCACAGACUCUGAGUCCCAAAGAGAUCAAGAGACAAGAGGCAAUUUUUGAGCUGGUCCAGGGAGAGCAGGACCUGGUGGAGGAUCUGAAACUGGCCAAAAAGGCCUACCAUGACCCCAUGAGGACCCUGUGCAUCAUGACUGAACAAGAACUCAACCAGAUCUUUGGGACUCUGGACUCUCUCAUCCCCCUGCACGAAGAUCUUUUGAAUCGACUGAGAGAUGAGAGGAAAUCAGACGGAUGCACUGAACACGUGGGGCACAUUCUCACACAGUGGGUGCCCUGUCUGUCUGAGUACACCCCUUACUGCAGUAACCAGGUGAAGGCCAAGGCGCUGCUGGACCAGAAGAAGCAGGAGAGCCGGGUGCAUGACUUCCUCCAGCGCUGCCUCCUCUCUCCCUUCAGCAGAAAACUGGAGCUCUGGAGCUUUCUGGACAUUCCGCGGAGCCGACUCGUAAAGUACCCGCUGUUGCUAAGGGAGAUCCUGCGUCACACGGACAACGAGCACCCCGACCGACAGAGGCUGGAGGAGGCUAUGGCGAUGGUGCAGAGCGUGGUGGCGGACAUAAACCGUCAGACCGGAGAGUCCGAGUGUGAGUUUUACAAAGAGAGGCUGGUUUACACCGAAGAGGGACACAGACACGAACUAAUCGAACGCUCCCGAACUCUGAGCUGCCACGGAGAGCUGAAGAACCACCGGGGAGUGAAGCUGCAUGUUUUCCUCUUCCAGGACGUGUUGGUUAUCACUCGUUCCGUCUCCUCCUCUGAACAGCCAAUCAGAUACCAGCUCUGCCGUCAGCCAAUCCCCAUUGAGCACCUGGAGCUGGAGGACCUUUCAGACGGAGAGAUGAGAGUGGGCGGGUCCAUUCGAGGAGCCUUUAGCAACAACGAGAGAACUAAGAACUUCUUCCGAGUCUCGAGUAAAGUGGGAGGACAGAGCCACUGUUUUCAGGCCAGUGACGCCUUCAACAAACAACAAUGGAUCAACUGCAUCCGACAGGCCAAAGCCACGCCCCCUUCUACGUCUGCCCCGCCCCCUUCAACGACUAUCCCACCCCCUUCAACAUCUGCCCUGCCCCCUUCUAUAACCACUCCACCCCCAGGACUGGCCCAAGACGAGCCCGGGGACCAGGGGUUGGACAGGACACUGCCCGACAUCACCCACGUCAAUGGACAAGAUUUGGAAAAAGAACAUGCUAAAGAAAUGGAGGUAGAGGAGGACAUAGGGGUUGAAUUAGAUAGGACGAGUGUAACUGAAGAAAGACUUGCGGAGAAUGGAGAGGAAGAGAAAAGUUCUGUUGAGAUUUCCACAGAUGAACAAAACAAAAUGAUGGAAAACCGGGAUGUAAACAGAGCGGAGAUGGACUCUAUACAAGAAACAGAGGAAGCAAUGCAAGUGGAGUCAUGACAAAAAAAUAAAAAAAGACAUAAGGUUAGUCUCACGUGACAACACAACAGUCAAGAGGCCCUAUAGUUUAAAGGUGCACUGGGAAACUUUUGUGGUGGAGGGUUUACCACUUGCUCACAUGCUCGUCUCCAUGGAGAUCAUAAUCCUUUGCCUUGAAUGUUCCACAGUAUGACAUAUGCUUAAUGCUAAAAGUUACACAAUGCACCUUUAAACUGAGCUGGAGGACAGGUCAGAACAAUAUGGUGGGAUUUGCUCUUUAAGUGUCAGAUUGCAGAUUUGUUAACCAGGUUUAUGGUGAAUAUCUCUGUAAUUACUGGGCCUAUCCCCGUGAAACAAAAACUGGCAGAGUCCAACGUCUUCUCAGUCAGUAUAAAUUAACAAAAGUGAAACUGGUUCCAUUAUUCAACUCCAAAAACGCGACUGUUCUCAGUUGAAAAGACGUUAAGCCAUAGGAUCAAUAAGAGUUUGUAAAGCUAAGCCCUAACAAAUAAUCAGGAUCAACAUCAGUGAUUCAUAAGUUUGGAGAUUUCUUUCUAAAGCAGUAAGUCUCCCAUAGAGUUAAAUAAGCCCCUGCCCACCAUCUUGAAGUUUACUAAGUCUACUAUUGAUGAAUAUUCCAGGCAAAGCAGAAAAAUAUCCAUGGCGACAAGCUUGUGAAGUACCUUCUAACAGAAAGGUUACAUAGUGCAUCUUUAAGUAGGACUGAACAAGAUGAGAGAAAAAUUCAGUAUUUGACAAAUGUGCAAAAAUGUACAACAGCCAUAUUACAAAAUGAUAAUUCUAUAUUCAGAGGUAGACCUAGUUUAAAAAUCCUACAUUACACAAAACUGACUCUUGGAAACUUUAAGCCACGUUAUAAUGUUGAUAAGUCCUCAAAAACAUACCCGGAGUUGUGUUUUGUUUCAUUCACAUUUUUGAGUAAUCCUGCAUUAUUUUUCUACAUCUCCAAAGUUCAAAAUGCUUUGUUCCACUCUGUGAUGUCAUGAAGCAGUUGUUUUCAAGUUAAUAGCUACAUUUUACCUUUAGUUCAGUAGAAAUUGACAAUUCCAGGGCUGAAAUUAUCCAAGUGAUUCUACUGAAGGUGUAUGGAGCUACUCCUCAUAGUAAAAUUGAUUGUCUGAACGUAACAUCCGAUUUAUAGAGGUUCAGUAAAUGAGAGGACAAAACAAAUAAUGCACAAAAUCUGGUAUAUUGUAACAUUUUAAAAGAAGUUAAAAAAAAAACACACUUUCCAUUUACUGUUAUCAUAAAGCUUUUGUCACUUGUAGACUUACAGUGGGAAGAGCAACUAAACCUUUUACUCAGAUAAAUGUACUGUUACACUGUCAAAUUACUUGAUGCAUUUGAGUAAUGUACUACCAACUCUUUGCAUAUUACAUUAAGUUAAUACAAGAAUGUAUGUAUAAAAGUAUUUUAUUACACAUUUACAUCAUUUCAUGUCAUUUCAUUGUUCUUCAUGAUAAAAGACAGUUCAAAGUUGAGUUAAUUUAAUUCAAAAGCGGUUAUUACUGUACACUGUAAUGUAAUGAUGUAAUCUGAAAAAGUUGUGUGUAUGUCUCCUGUAAAAAAGUGCAAUAUUUUAGAUGACUGUAAAUCAGAUAGGUAGGUUUUAUGUACAUAUAAUGCUUAUAAAGUUAAAAUGAGCAAAUGUUUGAAAUAAAAUGCUGUCCUUUA